ACGAUGUGAGCGCCCCCUGUCUGAAAGAGCUAAACACUGGUCUUCCCAUGGAGGAGAGGAGGAGGCCAGAGAAGAAGAUGCUGUCAUCCUCUCCUUAAGCGAAUGAGCGCGUUAAUGGGCUCAUUUUUAAACCUUCGUGCGCAAAUAACCCAGUGAUCUUUGCGCUCUGUCUGAGUCGUUCAGGACGAGGACGAUGAUGAUGAUGGCGUCCCGCUGCACAGUGCAAGCCGUGCAGGAGUUCCUGUCGGAGAGAGGAGGGAGGGUCCAACAGAUGGAGCUGAUCGAUCAUUUCCUAUCGCUGAAUGAACAGUCGAAGGAAGGGGUGGAUCGCGAGGUGCUGAAAAGCAUCGUUGACAGCGUGGGUUUCGUGAAGGUAGAAAACGGCGUGAAAUUUGUGUGUUUGAACAGUGAAGGCAGCGGGGCGUCGGUGAUGCGUACAGACGUAGAUGGCCACGAUGGUGCGGAGUGCAAUGGCAACAUCCAAGAGACGCUGGACAACAACUGUGUCAACGGCAAUCAUGAUAAGGGCGACCAAACAGGGGUCCACUUUCCACUGGACAAUGACAAACAGACAAAUGGCAAUAAGAAACCUGCAACCCCAUCCCAGAGCAAGACCAGCACAGGAGUUCCUACCCCUGGUGGAGGAGGUGAAGUGAAGCUAAGAGACAGAAGGAGACGAGAGUCAGCUCCAGUUCUUGGGAUGCCAGAUCUCGACCAGGCCCAACCCGGAGGAUCUCAUAACCAGCAGACAAGAGGGGCACGCAGGGUGUCUAGAGGGUCACAGCGUGCCAUGCUGACCAGCUGCCUGUCUGAAGACAGUGCUCUGGAGGGACUGGACCAUAUAGGAGAUAUCCAAACACCCAAAGGAAGUCGCAGGAACUUCAUAGAGCUGAUGAUGAGUAGUUCUCCUCAGGUGCGGAGAUCUCUGAUCAACCGUGGGUCACGCCUCCGGGACUCGGUUAAGAGCGAAGGCGACUCGGCGUCCCUCCUCUCCUCAGCCACUGACGAGGACUGCGCCUCAGUAACCCUGGACCCUCUAGAGCACGAGUGGAUGCUGUGCGCCUCAGACGGCCUGUGGGACAGCCUUCAGCCCCUGCUUGCUGUCGAACCCAGCCUGGUGACCAAGAGAGACUUUGUGACUGGUUUUACCUGCCUCCACUGGGCAGCUAAGCAGGGAAAAGCUGAGCUGCUGUCUCAGCUGCUCACCUUUGCCAAAGAGAACACUAUACCUGUGAAUGUGAAUGUGAGAUCAAGUGCUGGUUACACACCGCUGCACCUGGCCGCCAUGCAUGGACACACCCAGGUGGUUCGUGUCCUGCUGUCAGACUGGGAUGCAGACCCUGAAGCUCGAGAUUACAGCGGGAGGAGACCAAUGCAGUACUUGUCCCCACCGCUAGCUGCUGACCUGCUGGAAGAAGGAGUGGUCACCUCACCGGGACCUGAGUCAGACAGUGAGAACAACGGCAGCGGCAGAGGUCGGGGCUGGAGAUUUGCCAAAGUCCUCCAAGGGAAUCUGAACCCGCUCCGGCUGCUGAAUUCACCAACAGAGGCAUCAGAAGAUGGAACGGGGAACGGGAAGAGUAAAGGGGGGAUGCAGAGGAAGACGUCUUUGAGCCGACUGAAUGCCCGGCUGCACAGAGGACGCCACAGAGCCCAGAUCAUCCACAGCGCCUCCUUCAGGGACACAGGAGAGGUGGGAAGAGGAGAGGAGCUACACAGCAGUCCUCUUCGAACGAGACCGCUGUCCAACCUGUUUGGAUAAAUCUACACCACUCUAAGCCAGCGACACAGUGUUUUUAUUUGUAGCAUAGGUAUCUUUUAUUAUCUGACAGGUCAGAUAUUUUAGUGACAAAAUAUAACAGUGCAGAAACUAACACAUUUUACAAAAUUUUCUAAAAUUCUAGUUUAUUUUUGUUCCUGUUGCAGUUAUUGUUUGUCACUGAGGGAAGGGUACAGUCACGUGACAGUUUAUUUGCCUUGGCUAGACUGUGAAUUCUUUCAAACUUGAUUUUUGUUUUGACUUUUUUUUCCCCCUUUAUUUAAUUUGGACAACUAACAUCACAAAGAUAGUUUAAAUAUGUUACAGUACAGUUAUGUUCAUAAAAAUGCAAAAGCAACAAGCAGUAUUGUAGAAAGUUUUCACUUUGAAGCACUUUGGUUUGUUUCCUCACCGCGUUUCUGUUUGCAGAGUAAUAUAUAUUUACACACACUAUUAGUCUGAAAUUAGAUGGUGCUGACGUUUUUUUUAGUACAUUCAUUGUGAACAAAUAUUUUAUUUUUUAAA
Messenger RNA from Pundamilia nyererei, 2284 nucleotides. It is a transcript of the gene sowahca, whose product is annotated as sosondowah ankyrin repeat domain family Ca. The record is from RefSeq and is a predicted model, not a curated record. Lineage: Eukaryota; Metazoa; Chordata; Actinopteri; Cichliformes; Cichlidae. Gene Ontology annotation, molecular function: protein binding. The coding region runs from base 194 to 1762 and encodes 522 amino acids. The transcript is spliced from 4 exons.